AUGAAGAUCAUCAUCGGCGAUUCCAAUGCUCAAGUCGGCCAGCAGGAGGAACACAAACCAGUGAUUGGAGAGUUCAGCGUAUACCAGCUGGCUAAUGAAAUGGGUCUUAGACUUAUCGCCUUUGCCAUCUCCAAGAACAUGGUCGUUAUGAAAAUGUCGGCAUGCAAACUGUUGUUUGUGGUGGUGCUGUCCUGUGUGCUACUAUGCUGUCAUACUUCGAAUGCUGGACCAGCACGUCAAUUGGCCAGUUUAGCGGUCAGAGCAUCCAAGAUACCUCGUUCGAUUAGGGCACCGUUUCGGAACUCGGAAAUGAUGACCGCCAGAGGGUUCGGUAAAAGGCGCGUUCCAAUUGGGGCCAACGUUGGGGGAAGCAGUGUAAGUAGCGGAGCCACCGAUGAGACGCCCUGGAUAUAUGAUAAGCGAGAGACGGCUAAACUUUUCGAGCAGCUGCUGGGCGAGAACAAUCCAGACUCGGGGCAGCAGAUAACCGGAGAACAGGAAAGUUUCCCACUGGAAUGGUUUGCUAAUGAGAUGUCCACGAAUCCGGCGCUGGCCCGUACAAUCCUGCAGCACUUUGUCGAUUCCAACAAGGACGGUUUGCUAACUACGAAUGAACUGAUCAGUUCGAGCAAUGGCAAUGAUAUGUUUUAAUCUUGUUUACUAUGCAUCGUUGUCACUUUGACUGUUGUUGCUCUUUCAAUCCCACCGUGCGUGCACAGGACGACAAAGCCAGCGGGGCACUUUUAUCCAAAAAUUACUGAAUUUAAAUCUGGACAGUAUAUGUUAAGGUGGCUGAUUGUCCAAAAUAGUGUAACUGUAAUAUAAGUAUGAAUAAUUGCUCUUCUGCAGUGACGAUUUUUUUGAAUUGUUGAUCUAGAAAAUGUAAGGAAAUGCUUUAGUGCUUAUCGCUAGAAAAGAUUUCUGUUGUGAUUUAGAAUACUCUAUAUGUAGAUCCUGUUUCAAAGUUGAGCUCUAAAGUCACGAUGCAAGCAUUAUAGAUAUCUUUGGUGAAAAAGUUCUAGGUAGGAGAUAUCUUGGAAAUAGCCGGUCACGGCUGGAUACCGAGCUAUUUCAAAGAUUUCGGUUACCUGUAAUUUUUGUUAAAAAAACUCGUGAAACUUAAUCGUGUUCGGUUCGGAAAGCAAAAUUUUAGUACAAGUUUAGGAAAUAAUUGUAAUAUUGUAUGAUGAAUGCUACUUUAAUGGAAUGCUAGCAAAUGGAGAGAACGCUACCUUAAACAAAAUCAGAGAUAUCAAAUCAAAAUACUGUAAUAUAUACAUAACUGAAUAACAAAGCAAAGUUAUAUUAUGCAAGGAAUACAUAUAAA
Molecule: messenger RNA, 1327 nt
Organism: Sabethes cyaneus
Lineage: Eukaryota; Metazoa; Arthropoda; Insecta; Diptera; Culicidae
Product: allatotropins-like
Exons: 3
Coding region: 1-651 (216 amino acids)
Source: RefSeq, a predicted model, not a curated record